Molecule: messenger RNA, 1515 nt
Organism: Ceutorhynchus assimilis (cabbage seed weevil)
Lineage: Eukaryota; Metazoa; Arthropoda; Insecta; Coleoptera; Curculionidae
Source: the annotation of a GenBank genome assembly
AUGGCGCCGUUUCAAACAUCUGUAACAUUAACGCCAGACAAUAGAGACGGUCAAGAGAUAAUUGAAGUGCAAAUAUUGCCGCAAGAUGACAAUUGGGGCGAGAACACUACAGCUAUAACUGGAAAUACUUCUGAACAAUCACAAUCAACAGAAGAUGUGAGCAAUUGGCCAGGGGAGCCAGAUACUGGCAUAGGUUUUAUGUGUCAGCGCUAUAUGGGCGCACUGAUAACCUAUAUAUUAGCAACUGUAGCAUUUCUGAGUCCUGUAGCUAUGGUGGUAUUUCCAAAGUUAGGUUUUUUUCCUGCUCUGUCAAAUCGAUUAGGUCUUGCCGAAGGCGACCGAUUGUUAGCUUGUGGAGCUGAGUGCAAGGGUCAGUUAGUAUCGUUGGCGUUCAAAAUGAUUAUUUUAGCCAUUGGUGCUUGGGCUGUUUUUCUAAGAAAACCCCAUGCCACGUUGCCAAGGUUUUUUUUAUUUCGCGCUGGUGUUUUGGUGUUUGUUUUAAUUUGUUGCUUCGCCUAUUGGCUAUUUUACAUUGUGCAAGUAACGGAAACUGCAAGAGCUGCAACAACUCCUGAAGAAACUGUAGAUUAUAAAGCUCUAGUAGCCUAUGCAUCUAGUCUUACUGAUACAUUACUUUUCAUCCACUAUUUAGCAGUUGUUUUAGUGGAAAUAAGACAUUUACAGCCAUUAUAUUACAUUAAAAUUGUAAGAAGUCCUGAUGGAGCUAGCCAAGCCUAUGGUAUUGGCCAGUUAAGUAUCCAAAGAGCUGCAGUAUGGGUCUUGGAAAAAUACUAUACAGAAUUUCCUAUUUAUAAUCCAUACUUAGAACGUAUACCUGUAUCAAAAUCGCGCAAAACUUCAACUUGUUUCAAGUUUUACGAUGUAGAUGGUGCAAAUAAUUCACAAAUUCAACAAUCACAGUCACGAGCUAUGCUUGCUGCUCAUGCUAGAAGAAGAGAUUCGAGUCACAAUGAGAGAUUUUAUGAAGAGCAUGAAUAUGAGCGUAGAGUUAAGAAACGUAGAGCUAGAUUAGUGACUGCUGCUGAAGAAGCUUUUACACACAUCAAACGCCUCCACCACGAUCAAUUAUCAGCCAUUCCAAUGGAUCCUCAUGAAGCCGCUCAAGCAAUUUUUCCUUCUAUGGCCAGAGCUUUGCAAAAAUAUCUUAGAAUUACUAGGCAGCAACCUAGACACACUGUUGAUUCAAUUUUAACUCAUUUGGCGAAUUGUUUAAGUAACGAUUUAACCCCUAAAGCAUUUUUGGAACCAUUUUUAAUCAGCGAACCGGUACUACAGAACGAGAAAGAGCAAAAAGGAGUUCAAACCUGGGCCUUGAUAUGCGAAGAACUGCUCACUAGGCCUAUAAAUGAUGGAAUUUUGUUUCAACUAAGGCAAAAUGAUGUGUCUUUGCUCUGCGUUGUGAAGAAAUUACCUCAUUUCAAUAUUACAGAAGAAGUUGUUGAUCCGAAAAGUAAUAAGUUUGUUUUAAGAUUGAAUUCGGAGACAUCUGUAUGA